This is a messenger RNA of Naegleria lovaniensis, 1581 nucleotides long. RefSeq lists its product as uncharacterized. Lineage: Eukaryota; Heterolobosea; Eutetramitea; Acrasida; Naegleriidae. The transcript is spliced from 3 exons. The record is from RefSeq and is a predicted model, not a curated record. Gene Ontology annotation, molecular function: lipid binding. The coding region runs from base 1 to 1581 and encodes 526 amino acids.
AUGGCAACAUUUCAAGUUCAAUUCUUACUCAUGGUCCUAGUGAUCCUAAUGAUGAUGAUAGCCUCUUUUACUCUUGCUAUCCGAAUCCAUGGACUUUCUAUCAAUAGCAACAACAAGAAUCCACAAACACCUAUUUCCGAUAUAAAAACAACAACCUCCCAACUCACUCCCGGUUUUAUUUUCACUCUCCAACAACGAUCUCUCAAUUAUAUGGCUCAACAACUUACUCCCAAAAUUCAACGUGAAUUGAGUGAUCAUUUAAACAUUCCGGAUAUUGAUCAAAAUGUGGAUACUCCCGUUGGACACGUUCAAUUUCAAGUACAGAAUAUUCAAGUGAGUCAAUUGAGCUUGCAAACUCCGAGUGUGGUGAUUGGAUCGGAUCAGACUUUGAUGUUGAAUAUUCCUGGAGUUCAUACUCAUAUGCAAGCAGAUUGGCAUUAUCGUAAGACUCAUUGGCCUCAUGUUUCUGAUCAUGGAUCUGUAGAUGCUGAUAUCACAAUUUCAGUAUCGAUUGGAGUGAAAAUUUCAAUUGUUGAUGCAACUCAUUGUACAGCACAAGUGACUAGUGUACAAGCCUCCUUUUCUGAAUUUAACUUGAAAAUGCAUGGAGGUGCUAGUUGGCUCUACAACUUUUUCAUUAAGAAUUUUAGACAUUCUAUUGAAAACGAUGUGAUCAAGCAAGUAGAUGUAGAUGUUGCUCGUGCAGUGAAUACUGCUCUUGCCAAGGCACUUGAUACAAUCUCUUUACAACAUGAUUUGGGUCAUGGAAUUGUUGUGGAUUAUUCAUUGAGAAGUUUGGAUUUUUUGGCGUCAGUGCAUAUGGCUGUUGGAACUACUGGAUUGUUUUAUAUUCCAGGAAAACCAGUGUAUUCAAAUGAACCAACUCCAAUGAGUGACAGUUUGGGAAGUGACAAGAUGAUUGAGGUUUUUAUUAAUGAAUUUGUGUUAAAUUCGGCCAUGUUUGCGAGUAGCCAAGCUGGAAUUUUAAAUGCCUUAAUUACUCAAAAACACAUUCCAUCUACUUUUGAUUGGGUUUUUAACACAAGUAGUUAUCAAACUUUGAUUCCAGGAAUUUAUGCAAUUUGUAGUAAUUGUGAAAUUCAAAUUACAAUUUCGAAUGGAAUUGCUCCAGUUCUAACCUUGGAUCCAAGUGUUGGAAUUGAGAUGAACGCUAACGCCCAAGCCAUCUUCCAAAUCAUUCAAAAUAAUCAAAACAUUGUCAAUGGUUUUGCUUUGGAUUUAAACAUACAGUUGGAUGUCAUGCCGUCACUGGGCCAAAACAACAUCUCGUUUGUAUUCACUUACAAGAAUGCAUCCAUUCAAUUGGCAUACUCCAAAGUGGGUACAUUUUCAGUGCAAUUCUUCUCAAUGGCCAUUGAAGCAGCUCUAAAGUAUGUGGUCGUUCCAGCAGCAAAUAUAGUCGGAACGAAAGGUGUUCCACUUCCACAAAUGAAGGAUUUAACUUUAAGAAAUGCAGAAUUUGGUGUCGAGCAAGGAUAUUUGAGUUUGCGGUCGGAUUUUGUUUAUCAACCAUCCUUCACUCCAAAGAAAAAUUUGCGUUCUCGAAUCGUGUCACCUUAA